AUGGACGAUGACUGGGGCGCCGCUGUCGCCGCGGCCGUGGUGGCGGUCGAGGCGCUCGACGCCCGUGCGCUGAGAACACAGAUGGACAAUUACCCGACGUUGGCCCGUGACGCCCGCUGCGAGAACGGCUACACGCUCCCCGAGCGCCUGCUACGCCAGCUGCUACUACGCACGAGCUGCGGCCAUCGUAUCGAGCCGGAUACAGCCGUCACCAUCCUGGAUCUGCUUCUGCACCACGGCGCGCAUGUCAAUCACUCGUUGAAUGGUGAAACGCUGCUCCUCUUGGCCUGCCGCACCCAAAUGGAAGCCAUUGUGGAAUCCAUUCUGAACCAGAACGACGUCGAUGUCAACGCCGUCUACCAAGACGAAACCGCGCUCCAUAUUGCGUGCAAAGGCGGCCUCUUGCAAAUCGCGCGGGCGCUCCUUGAGAGGAAUGACAUCCAAGUCAACUGGACAGACGAGCACGGUUGCACGGCUCUCUACUACGCCCAGGAGGCGGGCCACACAAAUAUUGCGAAUGUUCUUGCCAUUAGCGGCGCCGACGUCGACACUGCUACAUUGGAUCCGAUGGUCAUCAGGCGACGCGAACUGUUCGAGACGCUGAAGCGAGAGAGUUCAUAUGCCAACCAACCUCAGAGCGGUUUCACGACCACGGACUUGGCCGUGAGCGCCCCCACGGAAAGCUCCGGCACCAAUGCCGACCACGACGCAACGGCUCGGAAUGUUGCGACGAACAGACGUCAGAGCCGCGAUACCUACCCCUACCUCGACCCCAGAGCUACCGCGCUUGACGUGCGCAACGGCAAGGUGGUCGUCAAGACGACGACGUCGCCGUCCAUGAUGACAAGCGCACUCCGUGCUUUUGUGAAUGCCUCUCCAAAGUCUGCCUACAUUGUGGAGAUCCAGAAUCUUGAAUUCCAAACGGGCGGGGCGCAACUGUUCAUCGAGUACAUGAACGGUGGCACGCUUCAAAGUCGCCUGCGAGACCGCGAUUUCGACAUGGCCAAGGUCGCUCAUGCCAUGGCGCACGCACUCGACGCGCUGCACAGGCCAGAAAAAGGCGGCCCGGCAUUGGUGUUUCGCUACCUCACGCCCGAAUGUGUGCUCUACAACAGCGACGGGGACAUCAAGCUCGCCUACUUUAACUGCUGUGUCGAAUCGACGGUCGUGACGCACAUGGGCCACCUGGAGCGUCCCUACGUGGCGCCAGAGGUCGUCACAAGCGCCAUGUUCACGAGGGCCACCGACGUUUAUGCGUUCGGCGCCAUUCUCCGUCAAAUGUGCCUGCCCACACAUGGAGGCAGCGACGAGACGGCCAGACAAGUACAACUCGCGUACGGUCAACUUGUCGAGUGGUGCACUGCCAUCGAGCCGCAAGACCGCCCGAGCAUUGUCAAGGUCAUUGAUAUCUUGAAAAAUCCAUCGGUCGAGACGAUCGACGCGGUCAAGAACACUCAUGCUACCGAAUAUGAAGUCCACGUCCGGCUGCAAGACAUAUCACCUUUGAAGCUAAAGCCUUACACCUAA
Molecule: messenger RNA, 1527 nt
Organism: Saprolegnia parasitica CBS 223.65
Lineage: Eukaryota; Oomycota; Saprolegniomycetes; Saprolegniales; Saprolegniaceae
Product: AGC/RSK protein kinase
Exons: 9
Coding region: 1-1527 (508 amino acids)
Biological process (GO): protein phosphorylation
Molecular function (GO): ATP binding; protein kinase activity; protein binding
Source: RefSeq, a predicted model, not a curated record